This is a messenger RNA of Aspergillus alliaceus, 1808 nucleotides long. RefSeq lists its product as uncharacterized. The coding region runs from base 5 to 343 and encodes 112 amino acids. The transcript has a single exon. NCBI's taxonomy places the organism in Eukaryota, Fungi, Ascomycota, Eurotiomycetes, Eurotiales, Aspergillaceae. The record is from RefSeq and is a predicted model, not a curated record.
GCAAAUGAUCGCAGUGGUGGUACGAAAGACUAAAAUUAGUCAAUAUUGGCGAGGAUUCGCGGAGAUGAUCCUCAUCGUGUUGUGUAUGUCAUGGGAUGGAGACACUGAGCUUGAUCUCGCUGUCUUCAUCUCGAUGUUUGUGUUCGCUCUUCUCCACCCACCCUUUACGCUCCUCAGCCCUGUAGAUACGGAAUUCGAUGCCCUCAGCAUGGUUACUCUGAUUGUGGCGAGAUCCAUCAUUUUUGUUUUGUUCGUUGGACUUGGGGCAUGCAUUGUACUUCUACACCAUGGAAGAGUGCAACCUAUAUCUCAAUCCCUGGCCACCACAGACAGCCUGUGUUAGUUCAGUUCCCUCGCAAAUGUCCUUCAUGCUCUCUUUGAUCGGUCCUAAACACCCAGAGCUAUCAGAGUGGCCCACAAGCUAAUCGAGUCAGGAACCUAACUAACUGACAGCAAUUGCACGACCCAGCCCUAGAGAGAGGAUGCUAGAUAUCCCGGGGCCAAUAUUGAGGAUUACAAGUAGCUAAGUCCACGGCUUAUGCUUAAAGUAUGGAUAGAAUGAGCCGAUGCAUCGCGGUCCCUUCCGAGUGCAUAUGAGGACGAAUGGAUUGAUAUCCAUCACUACCACGUUUAUGUCGGCGCUACUCUAUCAAUUGUCGUUGAUGCAUAGUAUGUGCCUUCUUCGAUGUGCCCGAGCGACAGUAAUAUAUUAUUUUCUGGAUUAGCAGCUCCGCAAGCAGUAGAAUACUGUUCCGGAUAUUGUCCUUGACAGUGCCCCUGCUGAUAUUCCGCCUCAGCUUUCCAAUGCUACUAGCCCCAGCAUUACUACAUUACGCGAGCUUAUUACCAAGGGAACUAAAGGUUUGCAGUGGCUAGUAGUAGUCAUACACGAGAGCUACGCCCCCAAAUCCUGUCAGCAAUCAGGCCAUCCCAGGGAACCACAUAGUAUGCCUCAUUCCCACAAUAUCUCGGCAAGCCUGCCCAGAUAGAUCCUAACCAGCGCGUCUUCACCGGGCGACUACUCCGGCUCAACAUGCAUCGUCCCAUCCCACCCGUCACCAAAGGUACGCGAGCCGCUCGUUGGGCGACAAAAACCACAGCGUUACCACUUUUACUCGUACUCGAGAUAUACCACCCAGCCGAUCACAGUUUUAGCAGCCCCUCAGCUGAGGGCAGAGCUGCAGAAAGAAUGCAGCCUAAUUGUGGAGGUAACCCUCCGUCUUCAGCUGAGACAAACCCUGCCCAUAUAUCCAUCUAAUAUAGGGCCAUACGACCGGCACCAUACCUAGAAUCACACAAUUCAUCGCAGACAAAAGAACCUGCCUAGGUGGAUGAGAUCUCUCAAGAGAGCCACCAUACAGACAAAUAUAUUCAUCUAGGUAUAAAAUCACUAAUAAACAUUACCCUCAACAGCUAAAACGACAAAAGUCUGCUGACCAACAGAACAAAGAAAAAGCCAAGCCUAACUACCCUAGACUAUUAAGACUUAUUCCAAACCCUCAUAUCCGUGCCGCUCCGUCCCGAUCCCCACAAACUAUUGGCUUGGCUUGCGCCCUGUCCUUUUUUGAAAGGCUAGACCGUGCAUCCUUCACUUUGGGAUUUCCUUGCUGAUAGGUUUGAGGCGUAAGUUCUGCAUUGGUAGGAUCUAGUUCUUUGUGCUUGUAGGUGUAUAGGGGGCUUGGCCUGUGCAGAUUAAGUGGGAUGGGGGUUGUUAUUUGUGUCUUUACAGGCGAGAGAAUCAAGGUAAAUGGAGUUGAGUUCGGGAAUAUGGAAUAAUAGUGAAUAGUGAAGUGUUACACGACAUGUUC